This is a messenger RNA of Moneuplotes crassus, 1300 nucleotides long. The record is from the annotation of a GenBank genome assembly. Lineage: Eukaryota; Ciliophora; Spirotrichea; Euplotida; Euplotidae.
UUUACCGAAGACUCUAAUUACAGGGCUAGGAGAAGUUUUAGGUAUUGUAGGAGUAGAAACGAGGACGAUUCAAGUGCAAAUUAUGAAGAAAAUAAAAUAGUUUCGGUGAAUGAUUCAGAAGAAUGAAUGAUGUACAGUCAAAGUUCCUUGUAUGAAUUAGGAUUUGUUAAAGGCUCUAAUAAUGAAAUUGUAAAAAAUUGAGAGAGUCCUACCAUUGAAGAGGAAAAGGCUAAAAGUUUAGAUGGGAUAGAUAUGACAAUCGGUUUUCCAGCUUAUCAAAAAUUAAAGAAGAGAAUAAAAGUGACUGAACUCCAGAGAUUUCAGAAGCUCAAAAAAUAACCAAGAAUAGAUUCCGUGCUCGAGAACUUAGAAGCAUCUCAAGGUUAAGUAAUCCAGUGCCUAGUUAUAAGAAGACAAGGAGAAGCUUAGUAAGAGAUAAGAUGCUAAAACACAAUUUGUAAACCAGGGACUAUAAGGAGAAGAAGUUUAGAUAGCAUGUUAUGAAACAUUUCAAUAGUGAGGAGUAAUAGCUCAAGGAUAAGCAACAUGAAUAGCUUAUAUAGUGAUUCAAGUAAUAGUAUAAGACCUAACUAGAUAAGCUAUCCAAGAGAUUCUCAAAGCAAUAAUUUGAGGAAUAGUCAAAUAAAUAUCCCAAAUAAUGAUCAGAUGAGUGAAUUUACUAUUAAUCAAGAGAGAAGAAGUCUAACAGAAAUCUUUCUAGUCCAAAAAUAGUAUUAGAUAGAGCACCAAAUUCCAUUUGGAAUUCCACCAGACCAGGAAUCUUCAAGGCAAUAUUGGAUUUUGUUUAUUCAGUCACUAUUUUUAUUCUUUAUCUGCUAAAUUCAGGAGAAGACUGAGGUUCUCAUAUAAAUGGUAUUAUCUUGACAGAGAUAAUCCUUCAAUUGGUUGUCUUUAAUGGUAUCAGAUUAGUAUUACUAAUAUUAAUAAUUUUAUUGAAAGCAAGAGCCAACCGCAAUCAAGAUAGGUCAAGAAUUCAGGAGGUUAACCUACUCUUCCCAAAACUACAGCUCUUAAUUCUGAAUUCUCCGAACUUACCAGCGAAGACCUAUGCAUAAUCUGCUUCUCAAAUUUCAGCCCUGAAUCUCCUGCUGUCUUCCUUCCCUGAAGUAAAUCUCACCUAUUCCACGCACAAUGUAUCAGAGAGUGGCUGAUCUGAAGGCUAAGUUGUCCUAUCUGAAAAUCGCCUGUAACUUUAAAAGCCAUCAAAGCUGCAGUCAAAAUUUUGAAGAAGAACAACAGAAGGUUUAAAUGUUAGAAUUUGUCUCAAUUUUAAUGAACG